AUGGCACCGAAUCAAAAUGCAGGCAGGAACAACAUCCCGGUGCCAGAUUCGAAGCACUUGAGUGAUGGAAUGGAGCAGGAGCGCAGAAUCUCUGCGGUUUCUGAGAUCCAAUCGCAAGAGGAUGACGAUUCUAUUAGCUUGAUCUCCGGUUACUAUGAGACCAACUCGGAUGUCGACAAGACAGACACAAUCAUCCAACGGAGUUCACCUACCAAAGUGACCACAUUGAGACAAACCAGACCCGAGGCUCCUAUCCAGGCAAGGUAUGGCGAAGUGCAACGACGAGGACUCGACGCAAUCCAACCAGUCCAGAGGACGGAAGCACCAGCAAAGAGUGCGGUUAGCCUAAGACUGGACCUGAAUCUGGAUGUGGAAGUCAAUCUGAAGGCGAAAAUUCGCGGUGAUUUGACUCUGACCCUGUUGUGA
Molecule: messenger RNA, 426 nt
Organism: Penicillium canariense
Lineage: Eukaryota; Fungi; Ascomycota; Eurotiomycetes; Eurotiales; Aspergillaceae
Exons: 1
Coding region: 1-426 (141 amino acids)
Source: RefSeq, a predicted model, not a curated record